AUGAAUCUGACUGAAGGAGCGAUAGCGAAGAUAACGAGCGGAGGAGCCACCUCGGCGGCACUGAAGCCGACGCUGCAAGUGACGGAGUUGAAGCAAGUGCAGACGAAGCAGCCGCAACAGAGUGAUCGGUUUCGUUUGGUGUUAUCAGAUGGGUCUCAUUUUCAACAAGCCAUGCUUGGGACUCAAAUUAAUCAUUUGGUUAAAGAUGGCAACUUGCGGAUUGGUUCUAUUGUUCAGUUGAAUCAGUAUACUUGUACUACCGUUCAAGGCCGCAUGAUUAUUAUUAUCCUUGAAUUGGCUCUGGUAGCAGAAGGAUGUGAGCUAAUUGGAAAUCCUGUAUCGGCUCAAAAAUCUUUAGGGCCUUCGCCAUCAUCAGGUGAUCAACCAGGAAAAGUCAAUAUAAGUCCUCAGUCAUUUGGUACCAGCUCAGUUCAUGGUGGCAUGGUUGGAAAUCGAAAUACGUCUGCAGCACCUGUACAAAGCCCUGAGAGAAUUCAGUCUCUUAACACUUCUCCUUCUAGCAAUUACGGCCCAGGAAGGUUUGCUCCAACAAAUGCUCCUCCACUUUAUCCAAAAGUAGAAUCUGCUGCUGGAUCGCCUGUAUCAGUUCCAUCAAGUGGGAUGUAUGUUAAUCAGAAUGCAGGCUUCCGUAACCCUAGACCUGAAAUUCCACAGCCUCAGCCUCACAUAGGCAGUUAUUCCCGACCCCUGCAGUCAGCAUAUCAGCAACCACCUCCGAUGUACAGUAACAGAGGACCAGUUGCUAGGAAUGAAGCUCCUCCUAGGAUCAUUCCAAUUACAGCUUUGAAUCCGUACCAGGGCAGGUGGACAAUUAAGGCCAGGGUGACGGCAAAAGGAGAACUAAGGCACUAUAAUAAUACUCGUGGUGAUGGUAAAGUUUUCUCCUUUGAUCUUCUUGAUUCUGAUGGUGGAGAGAUCAGAGUGACCUGCUUUAAUCAAGUCGCUGACCAGUUCUACAACCAGAUUGAAGCUGGCAGCGUUUAUUUGAUUUCAAAGGGAAAUUUAAAACCUGCUCAAAAGAAUUUCAACCACCUCCGUCAUGAUCUUGAAAUUUUCCUGGAGAGCACUUCGACCGUACAGCCAUGCUUUGAGGAUGACAGCACAAUUCCAAGGCUGCAAUUUCAUUUUCGUCCCAUAAGUGAUGUUGAAGACAUGGAGAAUAAUAGUGUCGUCGACGUAAUUGGGGUGGUAUCAUCCAUUACUCCCACUACUUCUAUAAUGCGGAAAAAUGGAACGGAAACUCAGAAGAGAACCCUCCAAUUGAAGGAUAUGUCUGGCCGAAGUGUUGAAUUAACCCUGUGGGGAAAUUUUUGCAAUGCUGAAGGUCAAAGACUACAAACCAUCUGUGAUUCAGGAGGUUUUCCUGUUCUUGCUGUCAAAUCUGGUAGAGUCAAUGAUUUUAAUGGGAAGGCAGUGGGAACUAUAUCUACGAGUCAGCUGUUUGUUGAACCAGAUUCUGCAGAGGCUCACAGGCUAAAGGAAUGGUUUGCCAGAGAAGGGAGGAACACUCCUUCUGUAUCAAUUUCUAGGGAAAUGUCAACAGUGGGUCGGUCUGAUGUCAUGAAGACUAUUUCUCAAAUCAAGGAUGAGAGGAUAGGAACUUCUGAGAAGCCUGAUUGGAUCACUGUCCCUGCAACUGUUAUAUAUGUCAAGUCUGACAAUUUCUGCUACACAGCUUGCCCCAACAUGUCAGGGGACCGGCCAUGCAAUAAAAAGGUAACCAAUAAUGGAGAUGGGAAGUGGCGGUGUGAGAAGUGUGAUCAAUCUGUGGAUGAAUGUGACUACAGAUAUAUACUCCAGUUUCAGAUACAGGACCAUACUGGCAUAACUUGGGUGACUGCAUUUCAGGAGUGUGGUGAGGAGAUAAUGGGUUUAUCUGCAAAAGAUUUGCAUAAUUUGAAGCAUGAACAGCAAGAUGAUGAGGGUUUUUCAAAAGUACUUCGCCAAGUUUUGUUUAGUAGAUAUGUAUUUAAGUUGAAAGUAAAGGAGGAAACUUUCAGUGAUGAACAGCGUGUAAAGUCCACUGUUGUGAAAGCAGAAAAGGUGAAUUAUUCAUCUCAGUCCAGGCUUCUUCUGGAUAUGAUUGAGAAGUUUAAAUCAGGGAAUUAUACUUCUUUUGCCUCCAAGGCAGAAUCUAUUUAUCCUAAAUCAGUUGGGUAUAGUGCUGGAAUUGAAAACUUUGGAAGCAGGCAAGCUGGACAACCAGGGUCAAACCCUAUGGGGAGCAGCAGUUAUGCUGAUAAUGUUGGGUUACCAGCAAAUCAAGUGGGUCAGUAUGGAAACCAGUAUAACUCUAAGUUCCCCAUGCAAAGUUCUUCUGGUGCUUAUCUAAGCUGUAACAGCUGUGGGGCCACCGGUCAUAGCUCUGCAAAUUGCCCGAGUAUCAUGAAUGCUCCAGGGCAGUCUAUGGGAGGGGGCUAUUCCAAUAGAACAUCUCAGGGGGUCACUGGUGAAUGCUAUAAAUGCCAUCAAGUUGGGCACUGGGCAAGAGACUGCCCUGGGUUAAGCAACCCUGGCAGAAUGGGAGGUAUUUCGAAGCAACAGGUGGGUGGUUUCUGA
Messenger RNA from Dovyalis caffra, 2580 nucleotides. NCBI's taxonomy places the organism in Eukaryota, Viridiplantae, Streptophyta, Magnoliopsida, Malpighiales, Salicaceae. The record is from the annotation of a GenBank genome assembly.